Molecule: messenger RNA, 1930 nt
Organism: Pangasianodon hypophthalmus (striped catfish)
Lineage: Eukaryota; Metazoa; Chordata; Actinopteri; Siluriformes; Pangasiidae
Gene: rnaset2
Product: ribonuclease T2
Exons: 10
Coding region: 311-1048 (245 amino acids)
Biological process (GO): RNA catabolic process
Cellular component (GO): extracellular region
Molecular function (GO): ribonuclease T2 activity; RNA binding
Source: RefSeq, a predicted model, not a curated record
AGUUCGUACAUCUGGCAACCAUGUAGACAAACUCGGCACUCCUGGCUCAGCGUAAACAUGUUUAGAGUCGGACGUUAUCCACAAAGGCCAUCACAUGAGUGCGUUUGGAGAAGUUAAUUAGUGCGUACUCGGUUAUUUCUUCCUCCUUUGCUUGUUUUUUUAGUAUGAUUUUUAUCGCUUGUUUAUUAACCACUCAGCCUCAGUCUUGAGGAAGCGCUUUUACACGCCACCUUUUUCACAGCAAAGUCCCACCAGUUAAACCAGGACUACACGGACAAACGGACCAGCCUGGGCUAAUUGUUGAAGAAGGAUGAAGUCACAUGCCAUCAUCCUGUGUCUUGGAUAUGUCCUCCUGACAUCAGCCCAAAGCAGUGCUAAGAAAGAAUGGACCAAACUCAUCCUGACUCACCACUGGCCACAAACGUUUUGCAGUAUGGAACAAUGCACUUCAAACUUUAGUUACUGGACCCUGCAUGGAUUAUGGCCUAACACUGGUAUUGAAUGCAACGUAUCCUGGCAUUUCAAUGCAAGUUUGAUUGAGGACCUUCUACCAGAAAUGAAGACAUUUUGGCCAAAUCUUCUUAAACCUGAAUCUAUAGUGUUCUGGAAGCAUGAAUGGACAAAGCAUGGGACAUGUGCUGCUAAAGCAGAGGCCUUGGACACUCAGCACAAAUACUUCAGCAAAGCCCUAGAGCUUUACCACAAGCUGGACCUUGAUGGCGUUUUAAAGAAGAGCAAUAUCGUUCCCUCUGAAAACUACUACAAGCUAGCAGAUGUGGAAGGAAGCAUCAGCAAUUCAUAUGGAGUAACCCCAAAAAUUCAGUGUGUUUCCCACACAAAGGAAAGUGAGUUCCAGACCUUGGGCCAGAUAGAGAUCUGUUUUGACAGGCAGUUUCAGCUUCUCGACUGUGAAAACAGCAUGGGUGAGCUUCAGAGUCGAGACAACGAAAUUCUACCGUAUGUCUCCAAUGACCACCCAGGAUUCAGUGUGUGUGAUGCCUCUGUGCCAGUCUACUACCCUCCACUGCAGACGCCACGCUUUCUUUAAAGCGUUGAGGUCUGCAAAACUUGAUGUGGUGCAAUCGGAUAUGAUGACACUGUAAUUCACGCUUGUCCUGUUUGUGCCUGUUGAAUAUGAAGCUCUUGAGGGAGCAGGGUUUUCUUGACGUCCAAAUUACAGUGCUAGUUUGGACAACACCUCGCAACAUAUGUGUGACCAGUGGACCUCCAGGUAUAGGCUAGUAAUUCUGUGCGUUCACAUGUAGACCACUGGAGGUCACCACUUGCUCUGUCAAUAACUCAAGCAGGCUGAAAAGUGUUUAUGAUGUUAUGUAAUCAUUAUGUUUUCACAAUGUACUCAGUUACCUCAUUUGGCUGUGGUACUCUGGUGGGGGGUGUGUGUGCGUCUGUGUGUGUGUGCGUCUGUGUGUGUGUGUGUGUGUGUCUGUUCUGGGGGGGGGUAAGUGAAAUAUAAACUUUUUUCCCAAAUUAAGGAAUGAAUAUCUAACCAGUAUGAAUUAAUUUAGAUUUAUAAUUAUUACCCAUGUUACGAGAAUCGAAUCCUUUUAAAACCAGUUCAUUAAAAGCACAUGAAGUUGUUCAUUUUGUACACAGUUCAUACUUAGUCUUUUACAGUACAUUUAAGAGGAUGCCAAGCAGUUGAGCUUCAUAGGCAGUCAUUAAGCUCAGAAUGCUAAUGUAAACCCUUAACCCACUGUACUGUAAUAUAGUCUGGCUUAUUAUACACAAUAAGCCUUAUUGCUGGUUAUGAUUAUGAUGUUAUCUCUCUUGUUCCAGAGUUGUUUCUUGUGUUUUCUCUAUACUGAAAAUAACUGAUUGAAAUUGGAGAUUUUUAUUUGCAUAUUUAUGCACACAUUUCAAACCAGUAUAGUGGACCGAAAAAAAAAAUAAAAAGAAGAGCUUUUCUUUA